Drechmeria coniospora is the source of this 1311-nucleotide messenger RNA. RefSeq lists its product as uncharacterized. The record is from RefSeq and is a predicted model, not a curated record. Gene Ontology annotation, biological process: endoplasmic reticulum calcium ion homeostasis. Gene Ontology annotation, cellular component: endoplasmic reticulum. The coding region runs from base 1 to 1311 and encodes 436 amino acids. The transcript has 2 exons. Gene Ontology annotation, molecular function: calcium ion binding. NCBI's taxonomy places the organism in Eukaryota, Fungi, Ascomycota, Sordariomycetes, Hypocreales, Ophiocordycipitaceae.
AUGGCCGACAUUUUCAAGAAAUUAUUCGGCGGCGGUGGCCGGCAGGACCAAGCGCGUGUGAUCGAAAAUUCCGAUUCAGACUUUGCCGACUUUGCCGGCGCUUCCGAUCCGAUCCCAGAGUCUGUCCCGGAUGCGGCCACGGUCGCCGGCGCGGCUGCGACCCCCGCGGUCUCGGGCGUGCCCUACACGAAGUGGUACAAUGUCCACGAGCGCCACUCCCUGUCCGAGUUCAAGAUCGAGGGCCUCAUCCUCGCCGCCGCCUCCUUGAUCUUCCUCUUCCACAUCCUCGGCGCCCGCGUCAACCGUUCCAAGGCCAAAGCUUGGAUCCGAGCUCACGCAUCCGUUCUCCGGAACGAGUUCGCCCUUGUCGGCUUCGGCAACGCGCCCACCAUGGACCUCGACGUGAACGUCGACGGCGACGGCUUGCUCAAGGAGCAGUCGCUCUUCGAGUUUGCCACCUACGCCUCCGGCCGCCAGAACACGGCCUUCAUGGACGUCAAGCUCACGCUGAAGAAGCGCUUCAACCCCAUCAUGAACUCGAUCGAGACCCUCAUCUCCUUCUUCUCCGACAUGUUCGACUCGCCCACCGACGCCGUCGAGGCCACCCUGUACCCCUUUGACGGCAAGGAGAACCUGACCGUGCCGCCGGUGCCCGGGGCGGCCGAGAUUCGCAAGGAGACCAAGAGCACCUACGAGGGUUUCGUCUGGGCCAUCGUCAACAAGGACGCGAUGCGGAAGCUGCGCGAGGACCGCUACGACGUCUCCCUCACCUCGACCAAGGACCACCCCAAGCUGCCGAACUGGCUGAGCGUGAUGAGCGAGAGCGCCGAGAUCACCGACGCGCUGCUCACCGCCGAGCUCACGGCUGCCGUCGCGGCCGCCGGAGACGUCUUCGAUUACCUCAUCAUCACCGACCAGCCGACGGACCGGCCCCGGUCGCUCGAAGACACCGCCCCGCGCAAGCGCCUGUUCCUUAAGUACCGCCUGCCCUCGGACGGCAACUACGAGGCCCUCGUCACCCUCUUCUCUUACUUCCUUCGCCUCCCGGACUUUCUUGUCCAGUCUGCCCAGUUCCGGCCCGAGGCGUUGAAGAAGGUGCGGGCCACGCGCGAGGCCAUGAUUGCACAGAUCAAGAAGGCUCUGGAGGAAGAGCGCAACGAGGAGCGCGCGUCCGAGAAGGAGAAGGAGCGAAAGUUGAAGCGCGAGGCGGCUCUCAAGGGCCUCGACGCCAAGGCGCAGAAGAAGUUUCUCGAGAGGGAGAUGGAAAAGGACCGGCGCAGGAGCCAGAAGAGGAUGACGCAGCGGGCGUAG